GGCAAGAUGCAUCCAAUGGACAUGUUCUGCCUCCUUAUACGCUUUUAAGCGUUGGAAGAACUUUUGCUGGAACACAGAAUAUCUCCGGUUUACAGAAAGAUGAAGCUUGGAGGGUUAAUGUGCGGAUUCAAGGAUGUGAUCUUGAUAAUGGUUAUUUAUGUGGUACUAUGGAGGCACUUAAUGUUCCACUAGCAGACACUCCUGUUGUUACUUUUUGGGAAGGAGAGUUAAUUGAUGCCAAGAACUACACAUUUUACACUGGCAAGUGGAAAGCAACACCAGAUGAAGACAUAAAACAUUGGUCCAAGUUUCCAUGCUUUAGUCCACUUCUGAGUCAAGUAGAAGCAGAUGGGGGCAAGUCAUUGGACCUGAGUAACUAUCCCUUCGUGUUUAUGAGAUGGAAAGAGCAGUACUUUGUAAAUGUCGGAAUAGAUUGUGGUUUGACAAUAGCUGGUUUUUACUAUGUGUGUUUUUCAUGUAGUGAUGGCUCCAUUAAUGGCUUCUAUUUUGAUCCAAACAGCAGUCCAUUUCAGAAGCUGGAACUAAAAUCUACAAACGAGGGACUUUCAGGUUUCACAUUUUCAUCCUACCAGCUCCAAUGAACAAUACUUUAUAAUCAGGAUUUUUAAUGUAUGUUGGCUCUGUUGCUACAUUUGGCCUUUUAUGUAAAUCUCUUUAAUUCCAGCUCUUCUUUCCAGAAGUUGUACUCUUUUUCCUCUUAUUUAAAGGAGGUUUUUAAUGAGUUUAGCUCAAGUGAAGUUUUUACAUUUAA
Molecule: messenger RNA, 772 nt
Organism: Phalaenopsis equestris
Lineage: Eukaryota; Viridiplantae; Streptophyta; Magnoliopsida; Asparagales; Orchidaceae
Product: glucose-induced degradation protein 4 homolog
Biological process (GO): negative regulation of gluconeogenesis; protein catabolic process in the vacuole; proteasome-mediated ubiquitin-dependent protein catabolic process
Cellular component (GO): GID complex; extrinsic component of membrane
Source: RefSeq, a predicted model, not a curated record